Messenger RNA from Mercurialis annua (annual mercury), 2947 nucleotides. Its product is annotated as proline-rich receptor-like protein kinase PERK3. Gene Ontology annotation, biological process: protein phosphorylation. Bases 453 to 2630 code for a protein of 725 amino acids. Lineage: Eukaryota; Viridiplantae; Streptophyta; Magnoliopsida; Malpighiales; Euphorbiaceae. Gene Ontology annotation, molecular function: protein kinase activity; ATP binding. The transcript is spliced from 8 exons. The record is from RefSeq and is a predicted model, not a curated record.
CUCAAUUAAAUCAAAAAUCUAAAAAGCAUAAACCCAAAAAUUAUUAAAUUAAAUUAAAACAAAACAAAAUUAACAGCAAAAGCUUCUCUAGUACUACUACUAAUGACAGAGUAAAACCAACGAUAUCUCCACCAACACUCAUAAUAAUAAUAAUAACAAUAUCACAGCAAAUAACUGAUUCAUUAAUUAAUUCAUUUUAUUCCUUUUUUUGUUUCUUUAAUUUGAUUUCUUUCGAUUUAGUUAGAAAUGGAGGGUUUUGCUCGGAGUUGUGAGCUUGGAGUUACUGUUUUUGUGGUGAAAUCCCCACCGUUGGAUCCUCCGUCAUUUGCUGUAACUCAGGAGUCUUCCUCCUGCUUGUAGUGCUCCUGUUUAACACUGUGAUUUUGCUGUUCAUUUUGCUUGAAGUUUCGCAGAUCUAACGGCUGUUUUUGUAUUUAGUCGACGGGUCUGUGAUGUCGGUGCUUCCAGUCGCUAUUACUACAGGUGCAGAAGUAUCAAGAAAAUUGUGCUAUUUAUUGCUGGUUUUAUGUUGUGUAAUUCACAUCACUUGUGCUGAUGGCAAUGAUCGACUUUCUAAAGCACGGAUAAUACCGCCAAGUAGGGCGCCAGCUAUUCCCAAUUUACCUUUGCCAGCUAACCUGCCAUCGUAUCAUAAACCACGAAGAAAGCAAUUUGCUCCGCUUGGUACACCAGGAGUUGGAAUUGCACCAGCUCAGCCUCCUAAUUAUGGCCCGUUGAUAACUUCUAGUCACCCUCCUACUAGUUCUCGUUUGUCAAAACCGUCGAUGAAGAAGGGUGGACUAGUGCCACCUAGUGUUGGACUGGUAGACAUUGCACCUAUACAGUCUAGUGAGGGUGCGAAUGCUACUGGUUUAGCUCAACCUCCAUUGUCUCCUCACAUUUCUGAUUGUUGCAAACCCGACAUGGUGUUGAAACGAGGGAGUAAUGACUGUCAUUGUGUGUAUCCAAUAAAGCUUGACCUUCUCCUUGUGAAUGUGUCGCAAAAUCCUCCUUGGGACAAAUUUCUGCAAGAAUUAGCUUCCCAGCUUGGUUUGCGAGUUUCUCAAAUUGAGCUGAUCAACUUUUAUGUGCUCAGCUUGUCAAGAUUAAAUAUCUCAAUGGAUGUUACUCCUCACACGGGAAUCAGUUUCUCUUCCAAUGAUGCAUCUCUUAUAAACUCUUCGCUAGCAUCACAUAAGGUUCACUUUGACUCUACUGUUGUGGGUGAUUACAGACUUCUUAACCUUACUUGGUUUGAACCUCCUGCACCUUCUCAAGCUCCAGUCGCUGCUUUAACCCCUGUGGAAGCACCGGCACAUCAAUCUACAACCUCCUCACCAGUCAGCACUUCAGACCAAGGCAAACAUUCGAAUCUGAUUCUUUUUCUCUGUAUUGGUGCUGGAAUUAUAAUCAUCGCUAUUGUAACAAUGUUUGUGAUCUGCUCAUGUGCAUUCCGUGGACGGAAGUCUAAAGGAUCUCCUAAAGAACCUGUGAAACCUAGGACACUGGAUGCAAUUCCAGCGGGAGGAUCUCUCCCACAUCCUAGCAGUACACGUUUUCUAGCCUAUGAAGAACUUAAAGAAGCAACAAACAACUUUGAGCCUGCAAGCAUUCUCGGAGAGGGUGGGUUUGGUAAAGUUUUCAAGGGUGUUCUAAGCGAUGGUACAGCUGUAGCAAUUAAGAGGCUAACUUGUGGAGGGCAGCAAGGAGAUAAAGAAUUUCUAGUUGAGGUUGAGAUGCUUAGUAGGUUGCAUCAUCGUAAUCUUGUCAAACUUGUGGGGUACUUCACUAACCGUGAUUCCUCGCAAAAUUUACUGUGUUAUGAGCUUGUUCCAAAUGGAAGCUUAGAGGCCUGGCUACAUGGUCCUUUGGGAGUAAACUGCCCUUUAGAUUGGGACUCUAGAAUGAAGAUUGCACUUGAUGCUGCAAGAGGACUUACGUACCUGCAUGAGGACUCGCAACCCUGUGUUAUCCACAGAGAUUUCAAGGCAUCAAAUAUAUUGCUUGAAAAUGAUUUUCAUGCUAAAGUUGCCGAUUUUGGACUUGCGAAACAGGCACCAGAAGGCAGAGCAAAUUACCUUUCCACUCGUGUCAUGGGAACUUUUGGGUAUGUCGCUCCUGAAUAUGCCAUGACAGGACAUCUACUAGUAAAAAGUGAUGUUUAUAGCUAUGGAGUUGUUCUUCUUGAGUUGCUGACUGGAAGGAAACCAGUGGAUAUGUCACAACCAUCCGGGCAGGAAAAUCUUGUCACUUGGGCCAGACCAAUUCUAAGAGACAAAGAUCGGCUAGAAGAGCUCGCUGAUCCAAAGCUCGGGGGAAAAUAUCCAAAAGAAGAUUUUAUACGGGUUUGCACCAUAGCAGCAGCUUGUGUUGCCCCUGAGGCAAACCAGCGACCCACCAUGGGUGAAGUAGUACAGUCACUUAAAAUGGUACAACGUGUCACAGAAUAUCAAGAUUCCAUGUCAGCCGCCAAUGCCCGACCAAACAUGAGACAGUCGUCUACUACAUAUGAGUCUGAUGGAACAUCUUCAAUAUUCUCCUCAGGUCCAUACUCUGGUCUGAGUGGCUUUGACAACGACAACAUCUCUCGAACAGCCAUUUUCUCCGAAGAUCUCCAUGAAGGACGAUGAAUGGUUCUCCUCUCUAAAGUAGUCAACACUUAGUAAAAGUGUUGUUUUUGUUGCCCGGAACUUUGAUUCGAGGAAUUCGACAAAUUGAAGAGGUCAAAGCAACUAUAGGGAUUCUUUCAGGAAGUCUCAUUGAUCAGCGGAGACGGUAAGUGCUGAAAUUUUGUACAUAUAGCUAUGUAGUUGGUUCCAUUGGAUUGUUCUUCGGGUUUUAUUUUUUUGGCUUAAUCUUCUUUUCAUUUAUUAUCAUAUUAAGUUAUAAUCAAAUUUCUGUGGAAUGCAAAAUUAAGAUCAAUAGAAAGUAGCAAGUCAUUGAUUAA